AUGGACCUGCCAGCGAACUUCCUCAGGCAGCCUAUCCAAACGGACAAGGAGAAGAACAUCAACUUCUCCGUGUCCAUCACGACGCCGUUGGGGAACGGACCCUUCAUCGCCCUGGGCGGAGGCAGCUUCCCAAUCCCCAGUGGCAUUGCGACCGUCACCUUCCGCAACGACGACCCACACCGCCAGAGCCUUGCUCGCGUCGGCAUCGGGCAUCGACCAGGUCGACGACGCCCUGGCCAGGUCAUCACCGAGAACGUGUGGCUGAGCAAGUCGUUUGAGCAGUUUGCCAACAACAUUCGCAACCUGCCCGUCGACAACCACGAGCUGGCGGCGCUCGUGGCGCCGCGCGCCCUGCUCGUCAUCGAGAACACAUUACAGACCUGGCUGGGGAACAUGGCCACGUACGGCUGCAUGAAUACGGCCCACAAGGUCUGGGAGGCCCUAGACAUUUCCGGGAACAUGGGCUUUUCGCAGAAUGGGGACCACAGCCACUGCCAAUGGUCCGGUUACCAUGCCUCGGAGCUCAAUGCCUUCAUCGACAAAUUUCUUAAGGGGACUGGAACGGCCAACAGUAACACCAACAUUGUUAAAACGGACAACCCGAAUCUGGGCUUCACUGAAAGCCAAUGGGUGGACUGGAGUGUUCCGACUUUGACUACCUUACUAGGAUCACCGCAUGUACCCUGA
Messenger RNA from Canariomyces notabilis, 687 nucleotides. Its product is annotated as carbohydrate esterase family 15 protein. The transcript has 3 exons. The coding region runs from base 1 to 687 and encodes 228 amino acids. The record is from RefSeq and is a predicted model, not a curated record. Lineage: Eukaryota; Fungi; Ascomycota; Sordariomycetes; Sordariales; Chaetomiaceae.